AUGGAUUUUUCAUUCGAGAACUCCCAGAACGCUGCUCCAGGAUUCCCUACCAUGGCUGAACAACAGAAACUCGGCGCUUCACCGCGGAAGGCAGACAUCCAAAGUGUCACAAAACGGCUUCAAUCCGAACUCAUGAGUCUCAUGAUGUCUCCUACGCCGGGCAUCUCUGCCUUCCCUGACUCCGACGGCAACAUGCUGCACUGGACUGCCACCUUGCUCGGACCCCGAGACACAGCCUACGCGAACCUCACCUUCAAACUCAGCUUUGAGUUUCCCACCAACUAUCCGUACAGUGCCCCCAUCGUCACUUUCAAGACACCGGUCUAUCAUCCGAACAUCGACUUCAGUGGACGGAUAUGCCUCGACAUUUUAAAGGAGAAUUGGAGUGCUGUCUACAAUGUCCAAACUGUGCUGUUAAGUCUGCAGGGUCUUCUGGAAGAGCCGAACAAUAACAGCCCGUUGAACAACGAAGCGGCCCUACUUCAUCAGAACAACCGCGAGGAAUUUAACCGAAAGGUUCUGGCUCGUCACCAGGAUCUCGAGGACUAA
Fonsecaea multimorphosa CBS 102226 is the source of this 549-nucleotide messenger RNA. RefSeq lists its product as uncharacterized. NCBI's taxonomy places the organism in Eukaryota, Fungi, Ascomycota, Eurotiomycetes, Chaetothyriales, Herpotrichiellaceae. The record is from RefSeq and is a predicted model, not a curated record. The transcript has 3 exons. The coding region runs from base 1 to 549 and encodes 182 amino acids.